UUUUUAUGUCGAUCAUCACUAUCAUACAAAAUGUUGCAAGAGUCGCGGGGAAUCGGAAUCUCUAUUGUCAGUAUAUUGGCAGGGCGCGCUAUCUUCGAAUAGCCAGGCAUCGAAUUCAAGCAGUUAGUUACACAUACGACGAACAGGCGGAUAGAUCGAUUGCACACAGUUCAUUGGCAAAGGCGGAGAUCGCUGUCAACGAGACUGUGUUUGUGAAUGCAACCAAGUCAAAACUCAAGAUAUUAAGUAUUUUCGGACAUCUUGGCAAGAGUCACUUCGACGUGUUCAAACCGCUUUUGGAAGAACUAGCUCGCCGGGGUCAUGAAGUCACUGUGGUUUCAUACUUUCCUCGAACGGACGAUGCUAAAGCGAAGGAACCGUUGUCUAAUUAUAAGGAUAUUAGUCUGAUAGAUCCUAAGAUCGGCGUUUAUGUAAAUAUCAUAGAUCUUAAGCAAAUGAAUCAAUCUUCAUUCUUCCAUAUGAAGCAGAUAAUUAUGUUGAGAUUGAUGGCCGAUGUCGCGUGCAAUACCAGUUUACGACAUCCAAAAAUCACGGAAUUAAUUCGAUCCGAUGAAAAGUUUGACGUGAUUCUCACGGAAAACUUCAAUACUGACUGCUUUCUGGGUUUCAUUCAUCGUUUCAAAGUACCUUAUCUGGCUUUAUCGUCGCAUCAAAUCAUGCCGUGGGCCAAUAAUGACAUGGGCAACGAAGACAAUCCUAGCUAUAUCCCAAUCUUAUUUUUGGGAUUCAUUAAGCCAAUGAAUUUUCUCGACAGAAUAACAAAUACUGUGACAUUGUCGUUAUACAAGGCAGCCUACGAAUAUUGGUUUCGAUCUGUCGAUCAAGUUAUCGCAAACGAAGUGUUUGGUUCUGAUCUUCCCAAGCUACAAAAACUUGCUAAGCAAUCGAGUGCAUUGCUAGUUAACACUCACAGCAGUCUUUUUGGCAGUAGACCUCAAUUGCCGAAUGUAGUCGAGAUUGGCGGAAUUCACAUUCCGUCCAAAAUUAAUUCGUUACCGAAGGACCUAACUGAAUUCCUCGAUAGCGCGCACGAUGGAGCGCUCUUCUUUAGCCUCGGCUCUAUGAUUAAAUCGACGACUAUGCCAAAGGAAAAGCUGGACGCGAUACUGAAGGUGUUUAGCUCGAUCCCGCGAAAGGUGAUCUGGAAAUGGGAGACUGACGAGUUACCAUAUAAAAUGGACAACGUUAUGACCAGAAAAUGGUUGCCUCAGUAUGACGUGAUGAAUCAUCCAAAUAUCAAGUGUUACUUAGGUCACGGUGGACUUCUUGGAAUCUCGGAAGCUGUCUACGUAGGAUUGCCGAUGAUUUUGAUGCCGAUAUUUGGUGAUCAGUUCCACAAUUCGGCUGCAGUGAGGAACAGAGGUGCCGGGAUAGUUCUUUCAUUCUAUGAUUUGAACGAACAAUCUUUGAGACAUGCUUUGGACGCUUGUUUUAAUGAUACCAGUUACCGUGAGAACGCCCAGAGGCUUUCGAAAGCUUACCGUGAUCGACCUGCCAGCCCGUUGGAGACAGCGGUAUGGUGGACGGAGUACGUCGCUCGGGGCAAUGGCAACCCUUAUUCGCGUAGCGAGGGCGCGGAUCUACCCUGGUACCAGUAUCAUCUCAUCGACGUCGCGCUCGUUUUGAUUAUCGUCUUCACGGUGUUCAUCUACAUCCUUUUCCGGUUGAUCAAGCUGCUGCUGUCGUUGCUUAGCGCUGUCAAAGGAAAAGCCGGAAGCCAAGCUGAGAAGAAGAGGAAGAAGAAGGACUGAUGACAGACGCGUCGAAAAAGGCCGAGUGAGAAACGAACGAUGCAGAAUAAAGGCAGAUUUUUUCAUGUAAAAGUUGUUGAGGACAUGCGAAUUUUGAGUAAACAGAUAGAAAUAGAAUAAAUCCGCCAUUGCGGAAAAUUUAUUAUUCACGAGAACGAUUCAUCGAGAAAAAAACAAAAGC
Molecule: messenger RNA, 1953 nt
Organism: Camponotus floridanus (Florida carpenter ant)
Lineage: Eukaryota; Metazoa; Arthropoda; Insecta; Hymenoptera; Formicidae
Product: UDP-glucuronosyltransferase 2A3
Exons: 4
Coding region: 6-1772 (588 amino acids)
Molecular function (GO): UDP-glycosyltransferase activity
Source: RefSeq, a predicted model, not a curated record